CUUGGACUGCCAGCAAGCUUGAGUGCUAGUGCGCAAGUGUAAACUGCACAUCUAGGACUCUGUUACUGGAGAAAAGAUGGCAAUGGCCUCAGCAACUGUGGUGGUUCCCACACAGUGGAUAAAGAACUGGGAAAAAUCUGGGAGAAGCGAGUUUUUGCGGUUAUGCCGGAUUCUCAGUGAAAGUAAAAGCCGCGACACUUUCGCUGGAAGAGAGUUCCAACAAGCUCUUUAUGAGUUGUCAUAUCAUGUCGUUAAAGGAACUUUAAAGCCUGAACAGGCAUCAAAUGUUCUUAAUGACAUCAGCGAAUUUCGAGAAGAUAUCCCGUUAAUUCUUGCUGAUAUAUUUUGCAUAUUGGAUAUUGAGACAAAUUGUUUAGAAGAAAAAAGCAAGAGAGAUCAUUUUACGCAGUUGGUAUUAGCGUGUUUGUACUUAGUUUCAGAUACAGUUCUAAAGGAACGUUUGGAUCCAGACACAUUGGAAUCCUUGGGCCUUAUCAAACAAUCGCAGCAGUUCAAUCAAAAGUCAGUUAAAAUCAAAACGAAACUCUUUUAUAAACAACAGAAGUUUAAUUUGUUAAGAGAAGAAAAUGAAGGUUAUGCCAAGCUGAUUGUUGAAUUGGGGCAAGAUUUAUCUGGAAAUAUUACUAGUGAUUUAAUCUUAGAAAUUCUCAAAUCUUUAAUUGGAUGCUUUAACCUGGAUCCCAAUAGAGUUUUGGAUAUCAUUUUAGAAGUGUUCGAGUACAGGCCAGAACACCAUGACUUCUUUAUAUCUUUAUUAGAAGCUUACAUGAGUAUGUGUGAACCACAGACACUGUGUCAUAUUCUCGGGUUCAAGUUCAAGUUUUACCAGGAGCCAAAUGGUGAGACUCCGCCAUCCUUGUACAGGGCUGCCGCAGUGCUCCUGCAAUUCAGCCUCGUCGACCUGGAUGACCUCUAUGUGCACCUUCUUCCAGCGGACAGCUGCAUUAUGAGUGAAUACAAACGAGAAAUUGUGGAAGCUAAGCAAAUUGUUAGAAAGCUUACAAUGGUUGUAUUGCCUUCUGAAAAAAGUGAUGAGCGAGAGAAAGAAAAGAAAACAGAUGAUAAGGUGGAGAAGUCACCUGACAACCAAAAACUGGGCUUGUUGGAAGCCUUGUUAAUGAUUGGCGAUUGGCAGCAUGCACAGAGCAUUAUGGAUCGGAUGCCUCCAUACUAUGCAACCUCACACAAAGUAAUAGCCCUUGCCGUCUGCAGCCUUAUCCACAUAACUAUUGAACCUCUUUACCGAAGAGUUGGUGUUCCCAAAGGUGCUAAGGGUUCACCUGUCAGUGCUUUACGGAACAAGAAGACACCAAAGCAAGCAGAGAGCUUUGAAGACUUGAGGAGAGAUGUAUUCAGUAUGUUCUGUUACCUUGGUCCUCACCUUUCUCACGAUCCCAUCUUGUUUGCAAAGGUUGUGCGUAUAGGCAAGUCAUUUAUGAAGGAAUUUCAGUCUGAUGGGAAACAAGAAAGUAAAGAGAAAAUGGAAAUUAUCCUUAGUUGUUUGCUUAGCGUUACUGACCAGGUAUUGCUUCCAUCUCUUUCUUUGAUGGAUUGCAAUGCAUGCAUGUCAGAGGAACUAUGGGGGAUGUUCAAAACAUUUCCUUAUCAGCAUAGAUACCGCUUAUAUGGCCAGUGGAAGAAUGAGACUUAUAACAGCCAUCCACUUUUAGUAAAAGUUAAAGCUCAUACAAUAGAUAGAGCCAAAUAUAUCAUGAAGCGUCUAACCAAGGAAAAUGUGAAGCCUUCAGGAAGACAGAUUGGGAAAUUGAGCCACAGUAACCCAACCAUUUUGUUUGAUUAUAUCUUGUCACAAAUACAGAAGUAUGAUAACUUAAUAAUUCCUGUGGUAGAUUCAUUGAAAUACCUCACUGCAUUGAAUUAUGAUGUUUUGGCCUAUUGUAUCAUCGAAGCACUAGCUAACCCAGAGAAAGAGAGGAUGAAACAUGACGACACGACCAUCUCAGGCUGGCUGCAGAGUCUGGCUGGCUUCUGUGGUGCAGUUUUUCGUAAAUACCCAAUUGAUCUUGCUGGUCUUCUUCAAUAUGUGGCGAAUCAGUUAAAGGCGGGCAAAAGUUUUGACCUGCUCAUAUUAAAAGAAGUGGUACAAAAAAUGGCAGGAAUAGAAGUUACAGAGGAAAUGACAAUGGAGCAGCUAGAGGCUAUGACUGGUGGGGAGCAGCUGAAGGCUGAGGGUGGGUACUUUGGCCAGAUUAGAAACACUAAAAAAUCCUCUCAGAGAUUGAAGGACGCACUGCUGGACCAUGACCUUGCCCUUCCUCUUUGUUUGCUUAUGGCUCAGCAGAGGAAUGGGGUGAUCUUUCAGGAAGGCGGGGAGAAACAUUUGAAACUUGUAGGAAAGCUAUAUGACCAAUGUCAUGAUACUUUGGUACAGUUUGGUGGGUUUUUAGCAUCAAAUCUGAGCACAGAUGAUUACGUAAAGAGAGUACCUUCAAUUGAUGUGCUUUGUAAUGAAUUUCAUACGCCCCAUGAUGCAGCAUUUUUUCUGUCCCGGCCAAUGUAUGCACAUCAUAUUUCAUCCAAGUAUGAUGAACUUAAGAAAUCAGAGAAGAGCAGCAAGCAGCAGCAUAGAGUUCACAAGUACAUCACGUCCUGUGAGGUGGUCAUGGCGCCCGUGCAUGAGGCGGUGGUCUCCUUACACAGCUCCAGAGUCUGGGAGGACAUCAGUCCCCAGUUCUACACCACGUUCUGGUCUCUGACGAUGUAUGACCUUGCAGUCCCACAUACCAGCUAUGAACGAGAAGUCAAUAAAUUGAAGAUCCAGAUGAAAGCGAUUGAUGACAAUCAGGAAAUGCCUCUAAAUAAAAAGAAAAAAGAGAAAGAGCGCUGUACUGCCCUUCAGGACAAGCUUAUUGAAGAAGAAAAGAAACAGAUGGAGCAUGUACAGCGUGUUCUACAGAGACUGAAAUUGGAAAAGGACAACUGGCUCUUAGCAAAAUCUACCAAAAAUGAGACCAUCACAAAGUUUCUCCAGUUGUGUAUAUUUCCUCGAUGUAUUUUUUCAGCAAUUGAUUCUGUUUACUGCGCUCAUUUUGUUGAGUUAGUCCAUCAACAGAAGACUCCAAAUUUCUCCACACUUCUGUGCUAUGACAGAGUUUUCUCAGACAUUAUUUACAUGGUGGCCAGCUUUACCGAGAAUGAAGCUAGUCGAUAUGGGAGGUUCCUCUGCUGCAUGUUAGAGACUGUGACCAGGUGGCACAGCGACAGGCCCACCUAUGAGAAGGAAUGUGGAAGCUAUCCGGGAUUCCUUACUAUAUUACGAGCAACUGGAUUUGAUGGUGGAAAUAAAGCUGAUCAGUUAGAUUAUGAGAACUUCCGACAUGUUGUGCAUAAAUGGCAUUACAAGCUAACCAAGGCAUCAGUACAUUGCCUUGAAACAGGCGAAUAUACUCACAUCAGGAAUAUCUUGAUUGUGCUGACAAAAAUACUGCCUUGGUACCCCAAAGUUUUAAAUCUGGGUCAGGCUUUGGAAAGAAGAGUGCAUAAGAUCUGCCAAGAAGAGAAAGACAAGAAGCCAGAUCUAUAUGCACUAGCAAUGGUCUACUCGGGGCAGCUGAAAAGUAGAAAGUCGUACAUGGUGCCUGAAAAUGAAUUUCAUCACAAAGACCCUCCUCCCAGAAAUGCUGCUACCAGUGUACAAAAUGGGCCUUGUAGUGGGUUGCCUUCAUACAUAGGAAGUACAUCUAAAUCCGAUGAGAGUGGUACUGAGGAGCCUGACAAGUCACGAGAAAGAUCUCAGUGUGCUGUGAAAACUGUUAGCAAAGCGUCCAGUGUCACACCAAAAGGGACCUCAAGCAACGGGAACAGCAGCUCCAACACUAAAGCUGUUAAGGACAACGACAAGGAAAAGGGCAAAGAGAAAGAGAAAAAAGAAAAGGCCCCAGCUGUUACUCCAGAGGCUAGGGUGCUUGGUAAAGACAGUAAAGAAAAACCUAAGGAAGAGCAGCCAAGUAAAGAUGACAAAAUAAGAGAGACCAAGGAAAGAUUACCUAAAUCUGACAGAGAUAAAGAAAAGGUAAAGAAGGAAGAAAAAGCUAAAGAUGAGAAAGUCAAGAUCAUUGUCCCCAGUGUGGAAUCAAAGUCCUCUCAAGAAAGGGAAAAAGAGAGAGAGCCGUCAAGAGAAAGAGAUACAGGAAAGGAAAUGAAGUCAAAAGAGAAUGUUAAAGGAGAAAAAGCACCAGUCUCUGGGUCCUUGAAGUCACCCAUUUCCCGAACAGAGAUCCCAGAACCCGAAAGAGAGAAACGUCGCAAGGUGGAUCCCCACCCUUCUCCAGCACAUUCCUCCACAGCAAAGGACAGUCUGACCAAACUCAAGGAGUCGUCAGCAAAGCUCUACACCAACCAUGCCCCGUCAGUGUUGUGCAAGAGUAAAGAGAGAGAAGCAGACAAGAAAGAUUUGGACAAAUCAAGGGAAAGAUCUAGAGAAAGGGAGAAAAAAGAGGAAAAGGACCGGAAAGAGCGGAAAAGGGAUUAUUCAAACAAUGACCGUGAAGCACCCCUAGACUUAAUCAAGAGGCGGAAGGAUGAAAAUGGAAUAUUGGGGGUUUUAAAACACAAAAGUGAAAGUCCCUGUGAGUCUCUUUAUCCAAAUGAGAAAGAUAAGGAAAAAAAUAAGUCAAAAUCCUCAGGCAAAGAAAAAGGUGAUUCAUUCAAACCUGAAAAGACAGAUAAAAUAUCCAGUGGGAAAAAGGAUUCUGGGCAUGACAAGGAAAAGACAGAGAAGAAAGAGAAGUGGGACAGCUGUGGAGACAAGGAGGAGAAGAAGCACCACAAAUCCUCAGACAAGCACCGGCAGUGAGGGCGCAGCCGCGCCUCUGCGCUGACGUCCCC
Messenger RNA from Acomys russatus (golden spiny mouse), 4869 nucleotides. RefSeq names its product THO complex subunit 2-like. Bases 77 to 4837 code for a protein of 1586 amino acids. The record is from RefSeq and is a predicted model, not a curated record. Gene Ontology annotation, cellular component: THO complex part of transcription export complex. The transcript has a single exon. Gene Ontology annotation, molecular function: mRNA binding. Gene Ontology annotation, biological process: mRNA processing; mRNA export from nucleus. NCBI's taxonomy places the organism in Eukaryota, Metazoa, Chordata, Mammalia, Rodentia, Muridae.